Molecule: messenger RNA, 2055 nt
Organism: Oryza sativa Japonica Group (Japanese rice)
Lineage: Eukaryota; Viridiplantae; Streptophyta; Magnoliopsida; Poales; Poaceae
Source: RefSeq, a predicted model, not a curated record
AAUCUGCAACACUUGGCGCUCGCGUCGCCUCCUCUCCCCCACUUCCCCCAUCUCCGCCUCCGCCUCCGCCUCGCCGCCGGCGAUCGCCGGAGGUCACCGGAGGCCGGCCACCGCGCGGGGGAGAUCCCUCCCUCCCCCCGCCUCCUCUCCCGCGCUCGCCGCGUGCCCCUGCCCGGCCGCUCCGCGCCUCUGGUCCCCUCCCUCUCUACCCGCGUGAAUUUUUAGCAUGUGACGCGGCGGGGGGCGCGCGCGCGGGCGGCGGGAGGAGGCGCCGCCGGGGGAAAUCGGGCGCGAGGGCGGCGGCGGCGGCGGUUGCGGGAUUGAUCCAGAGAUUUUUUUUUUUUGGUUAUUUGUUUGGAUUGGUUCGGAAAAUUUUUUUGAGGGCGACGCGUCCUCUUCGAAAUUCGUUUUUUCCAGAUUGUUACUACAAAAUGGUUUGCAUGUCUGGACAUUUUCAAAUGGCUUCUGUGCUGAAACUUGUUAUGAUGGAAAGUCAUGCAACACCAGAUGACCUGACCGGUGAUAAGGGUGCUGCACAGAUCCUACACAGGCAACUUUUUGAUGCACAUGAACCAAAUUUACUUGAUGAAGAUGAUAUGCAUAUAUUUGGAUCCAAACCUAUGGCUGAUCCAUUGGACCUGGUCUUCUGUAAUACUUGCAAGAAACCAAUAAAGGCCAGCCAAUAUGCAGUUCAUGCAGAGCGAUGUAGUUCAGGGAAGGUAAACCCAAAUGAUUCAAUGGGAACAGGUAUAGAUGAUGAUUGUGGUACCAAGAAGCCUCCAAAGAAGGGGAGAAAAAUAAAGCUGACAAGUAAUGGAAAUCAAAAGGUACAUAUAAAAUUGAAAGCAAAGUCUCAAUCUGAAAACAAGAACAUUGCCAAUGGUUUUGAGUUGGACAAUGUACUUGCCAACAAAGUACAACCUAUAGGUUCCACCAUUGAUCAAAGGUUGAAAUCAUCUGCCAACAAUCCAGCUCUCACCAGUGUACCUCAAGGUCACCAUAGAGAUGCCCCAGUUCCUCUUGCAACAAAAAUGUACCACUCACAGGGAAACUACCGGCUUCGAUUGGAACUCGGUCAGCUUUACCGCCAAUCAUGUUCAGAGCAUUCAGGCAGCUAUUCAAUUCCGAACUCAUCACAGGAGAAUGGCUUGAUGGUCUCGCAUUUAUCACCAAGAGAUAAUUCAUCAUUAAAUGUUGCUCAGAAGAGCUUUGUUCCUCAAACAAAGUCUAUGGACCAGCUUCUUGCGAGCACACCAGAAUCAUGCCCUGUAAUCCCGCAGCAAGUAGCAGCAAGUGUGCCAAACCGACAAGCAACAAAAUCUCAGAAAGCAGAGGUUCAAGUAUCUGCAGUAAAAAACGAAAUGGCAAGAAGCAGAUGCAGCAAAGAUGCUGUUCGGCAUUCAAAAAACACAGGUAAUAAGAAGGCCCAUCAGCAAAGAAACGGAACGGUACCUGUGAUUAAAUCCUCAGUAGACUAGCUCAUUUAGUGGUAUUUGACUUCAGCUCUAUUUCCUGGGAUUCAAGUGCGGCUCGUUACAUAACACGAUGUAAGCAUUUCUUGAUUGAUUUGCUCGUCUAUCUUUUGUGGUUUUCACAGGUAGAUUGUUGGUGUAGCGGCUCCAUCUGUGAAGAGUUGUUCUUUUCAAAUGAAAAAACUGGUUCUCGGAAUGAUCUUGGAUUGGACAAUCUGAUUACAGGGUCAUUUUGGUCCGUUAACUCUUGAGACAUUGCUACUAACAACUUUUUUACUCCAUCUCUGAUGAUGGAAAUUACCUGUACAUAUCCCGGCUGCAAAGUCCUUUCUGCCCCCCUUGUUAUAAAUGACAUGAUGAACAUUUUCAAUAUAGCUUUUGAUCAUUUCGAAACAUUCCAAGUUUUCCUGUGCAAAAUUCCUUUGGCUGCUGUUAAAUGCGAUAGCGUGAGCCGUCAGGUGAUAGGGCAACAUUACAGUACUAUCUAGCAUACAUCAUUGCACGUCAAACUUAUUUGUAACAAACACAAGAUUUUCAAUUUGUAACAGAACGAAACAUGACCUGGGAGGCUGAGGCGGAUGAA